This is a messenger RNA of Ostrinia furnacalis (Asian corn borer), 2233 nucleotides long. RefSeq names its product myosin-7. Lineage: Eukaryota; Metazoa; Arthropoda; Insecta; Lepidoptera; Crambidae. The transcript has 14 exons. The record is from RefSeq and is a predicted model, not a curated record. The coding region runs from base 173 to 2233 and encodes 686 amino acids.
AUUUUUAGAAUGCACUAUAAUUAUUUUUGUCAUUGCUUGGAUUUUGCCAAAAAAAAACUUAAGAGUUGAGUUCCCGCCAUUUUUACGUUGAUCGUCCAUCAUUCCAUUCGGCGCGUAAUUAUUAAAAGUUUCAACUUUAAUCAGUAACAAAUUAAUUAAAUAAUCGCCAGCUAUGGAUAUCGGUGACUUAAGUAAAGUCGCGAGUCGAAAAAGACUGAACGUAGAUGCUGAGAAACUUCGUGAAAAAGUUUCUCGCGAAACUGCAAAAAUUAUCAAGUUGAAGGUCGCCCAAGACACCGCGUACUGGGACCUCAAGGAAAAGCUCCAGCAGGUUGAGGGCAACCAUGAGCGGCUGCAGCAGAAUAUGGUCGAGGUGCAGAUGCAACACGAGGCAAUCUCCGGGCAGUACCAAGAUGAACUUAGGCUUCGACCAGAAACUUUGAACAAAAUGAGUAGCACCCGCGAAAUUUGUGAUGUGCUAGAGGAAUACAGCGAGCGGCUAAAGGAAACACUGUCCCGAUGCAAGAACGAUCAGUCCACAUUGUACGACGCAUACCAAAAGUCUGGACAGCUCGUGAGGGACAUCAAACACAAGCAACUCCAAGGAGACGAGAAAAACCGCCAGGUCAUCGAGAGACUUGAAGAAAAAGUAAAACUAACAAGCGAGCAUCAGAACCAGCUCUUGCAGUACUUCUCGGCGGCCAAGCAGCAGGGAGACGCCGAGCUGGCCGACACCAAGCAGAAGUUGGCCGCUACCGCCACACAGAAAGAAGAGCUGAUAGCAGCCGUCAACGAACUGCGCAGGAGUCUCGACCUCAACCAACACGACUUGCAGAAGAAAGAGGAAUCGAUCACGUCUCUUCAGAACGACAUGAAACAACUGCUCCACGAGUUCAACUUGCAGGCCUCCGACAUGAAGAGCUCUAUGCUGAAACAGGAAAAAGAACUCAAAGAAGCAGUAGAAAGUAACGAAGCACUGAAGAAGGCCCUCGGCAACCAGGAGACCUUCACCAAGGGCAUCUGCGACCAGAACAACCAGCUUCAGGAGAAGAUAUCUGCGUUAGAGGAUGAAAACAUUGCUAUGACCAACACUAAUAAGGACUUGGAAGCAAAACUCCAGGCUGCUACUGAGAAAAAUGAAGAUUACAAAACAGUGGUGGCCAUGCUUAACGAGACGCAAGAUGAACUGAGGAAUGAUAUCGCCCAGAAAGAUCAGCUUCAAAAGAGUUCAGAAGCAGAAAUACAGAAACUGGUGGAUCAGUUAUCUGCAUUGGAAGUCGCGAAUACAGAGGUAGUAGCCAAUCUGACUGCAUCAAAAGAAGACUGCGAUGCGAAGGCACAGCGUAUUCAAGAGUUGGAGACUCAGGUGCAGGAUAUGCAGAAGAAGUUAGCAGAUCGUGAAACUGAGUUGGACGAACUGAAGGCAUCAUCCUCACAACAAACCAAAGAGCUAUCCGAAGCCAUCAGCUCCAAAGACAAGGAACUAGACACGAAGGCGAGCACCAUAGCUCAACUCAUGACGGAGCUGAAAGCCGCCACGGACGCACGCGGCCGCCUCGAACUGAGCGUACAGAAGCUCCGCAAGGAGGCCGAGAUGGAAAGGGAGGCCGCUAGUGAGAGGGAGAAGAGGAUAUCGAAGCAAGUCGAGCAGCUGGAGGUCGUCGUCAGGACCAAAGAUGACGAGCUCUCGAAACAAAUGUCCAUCAUUCUGGAGAUCCGCGCUGAGAAGGAACGGCUUCAAGACAAGAUCCAGAGCAUGCAGAACACAAUCGACAACAUUCAGAAGGAGCUGACCGGGCGAGUGUUGCCCUCCGCAAACCGAAUGCCUCCCGAGCAAGACGACAAUGCUGUCAUGUGUGCGCCUUCCAAGGAUUUAUCCCCGAAGCUUCCGACGCCGCAGUUCGCAGUACCCCGCGCCGAGCCCAAGCAGCUGGACAGCAUGCUGUUCAGCCUGUUCAGUGACGGCAGCAUGGACGGGGAUACCCUUGACCCAUCAGAGGUGAACCGCCGUUUUGAGGCUCUGUCGCGCGGCGAACGCGUGGCUCCCACGCCUCUUAACUCGCUGAAGAGACGUGCUGGGGUGCCAGCGGCACAUGGAGGCCUCAAGUAUAAGGCCAACAAUAACAAUGAUGAUCUAAUUUCACUCUCACAAGUGAAGAAUGAUUUGAAGAAACAAGACAAAACAUUUUUCAAAAGCAAGCGCUCAGACCCAAAGAAUAAGAAGUUGAAGUAA